Cantharellus anzutake is the source of this 657-nucleotide messenger RNA. RefSeq lists its product as uncharacterized. The record is from RefSeq and is a predicted model, not a curated record. Bases 1 to 657 code for a protein of 218 amino acids. The transcript is spliced from 5 exons. Lineage: Eukaryota; Fungi; Basidiomycota; Agaricomycetes; Cantharellales; Hydnaceae.
AUGGCCUUCCGCCAUAUGCAACCUUGGGUCUUUAUAGGCAGAGGCCGGGGUCCUGGAAUCGCCGGACUUCUAGAUAGAGAAGAGGCAAGGAGCUCGCUCAAGAAGUCUCAGCUUGCGUGCAGAGGGGUCACAACGGGCCCGAUCCCCCACCGGCUAGGCAUAUUUGGAAGUGAUCGAAAGGGUUUUACCGAUGAGUUGCUGAGGCGGCUCGAUAAGCUCGCGAUCCAGCUAGCACAGGACCGCCGCCAGCGCUUCAGGCGAUGCAAGAGUUGGAACCCGCGCGUUACAACUUUGGGCAAAUCAGGCCGUUCUGACUCCGAAUCCUAUCUCGCGGACAUGAGAGGAGGGAUGGAUCCAGUUCGAGAAGGCCCAGAGUUCUGGUCCUGGUCAGAUGAAGUAACUCAGAUCGCGGUGUAUGAGUCACCUUCAAUAGAGCAGAAAGUCAUUGCCCAAAGAAUUGUGACCGAGGGAAUAGAGAUCAACUUGUUCGGCCGCAGCGGAAGGGUUCCCGAGCACCCGACAACUCAGGGAACCAACGGGGCGGAGCCCGAGAAUAUCGUAUGUAAAAGCGGAGUGAUCAAGCACAAGCGGCUGGGGACUUGGCGGAGAGGCUGGUCACCUGCCCAGGCGGAUCAGGCCAGUGGGUCUGCGCCUUGA